AUGCCUCCCACGACUCGGGGUUCCAGGACGGCCAGCCCGGCGCCAUCCGCAGCAAGCUCGCUGAACCUGAGCGAGGGCGCCGUCAGCGCCCUGAUUGCCACCAAGAUCCUCGAGCGCAAAGCCCGUUUCGACGCCGAGGCUAGCAGGGAUGUCACAGAAAAGCGCCUGCAGCAAUACUCCCAGGAGCUCGAAGUGUUCCGCAAUGAGGCUGGCCAGCACCGUGACACCCUGCAGACCGCGUCAAAGGACCUUGCUGCCCGGCUCGAGGCUGUCCAGUCCUCGCUGGCCAAGUACCAGGCCCAGACGGAUCUCGAGCUGUCGCAGCUGGACCAGAGGCUUGAUGACGAGGUCGCCAGGGUCGAGAAACAAAUAUCCAGCCUCUCGCGGAACCUCAAUGCUGACCAUGAGACACUCCGCAGCGAGAUAGAGAGCUUCAGUGGCAGGCUUCAGCAACCUACGGAAGACCCUUCUUCUACUAGCCUAACGGCCCUGUCAGACAAACUUGCAGGCCUGUCAGUCCGACUAGAUGCAGAGUCUAGUCGAGUUCACAGUUUGGCCGAAGAUGUUGGCUGUUCCCGGCAGUCACUCGAGGUGGUCACCGCUGACCUGACCCGAGCUGUCGCCGCAGCACAGGCAAACAGCACGACAGCCCUCGAGAGACUCAGCCAGCAGCUGACCGACGAGCUCGCACAGCUCGACAAGAGUGUUGCCGCUCAAGAGCAGAAGUCGGCCUCCUUCACCCCCGAGAUGUGCAUGUUUGUCGCCGAGCUUUUCGCUCGCAAGGAUGACAUACUGUCUCUCCUGAAUCGUUCAGAGACAUACCCUUCGCCUUGUCCUGAUAUACUAGACGUCGCCGAGGGUGCCGCAAUACCCCUUGACACGAGCUCUUCCACCGCCUCAGAUCCAGGAGAAGGAGACAAAAACUGUGAGGGUGCGAUCGAAUCACCAAAUACGUCACCAUUCCCCGAGGCCAGCCUGCAACAUGACCACCGACCUACCGGUGCAGGUAAGCCCCAGGUUUCAGCACGGUUCAUGGCAGUAGGAGAACUCCUCCAGAAGCACAAUACUUCCUACCGCAGUGAUGCGCCGAAAUCCGAAGUCGUGUUCGUAUGGAAUUUCCUGCGAAGCAUUACGGACAUACCAUGGAUGCGCUUCAUUCAAAAGACGUUACUGGAGGACCACCCCGACUUGGUCUAUCGGGCGAAAAAGGCAGGGCGUGCGGCCCACGACGUCUCGCUUCGCAACGGUUUCACUUGGGCGAAGCUCUGCGAAAGCAUGGCGAAGAUAGAUAUGAACAAUAUCCCCGAGCAUCUUAGAUGA
Molecule: messenger RNA, 1320 nt
Organism: Thyridium curvatum
Lineage: Eukaryota; Fungi; Ascomycota; Sordariomycetes; Thyridiales; Thyridiaceae
Exons: 2
Coding region: 1-1320 (439 amino acids)
Source: RefSeq, a predicted model, not a curated record